Molecule: messenger RNA, 675 nt
Organism: Aplosporella prunicola CBS 121167
Lineage: Eukaryota; Fungi; Ascomycota; Dothideomycetes; Botryosphaeriales; Aplosporellaceae
Exons: 1
Source: RefSeq, a predicted model, not a curated record
AUGCAGGCUGGUUCUCUGUUCCAGAAGCUUGCCAACAGCCGUGAUCCGACUCUGCUCAGUUAUCUUCAGAGGCGUCACAUUACUCCCAACUUCUUGAACGAGAUUGACAAGUUCCUGGCCAACCACCCCGAGAUUGCUGACUAUGCACCUCGAUUUGUCCAGGACUUCAACAGUCUCACACCCUUCGAUGCUUAUCGGUACUUCCUGAAGGGUUACACGAGGCCUGCGAGAUACAUCAAGGAUCAUUUGCCUGAAGGCAACUUUGUUCUGCCUGUGGGCUUCAAGUACGAGCGCCUUGUCAAUGCUGUCGACGAGGAACUCAUCGGCUUCUUUGAGGGUCAUGACUACCGCUACGACAUUCUCGAGGAGAUUGACUGCCAGGUGGCUUACUUUGUGGCAGACCUCCAGAGAGGUCAUCUUCUGAAGAGGGCUGAUCGUACGCUCGUCGUCUACGCUAUCUGGGGCAAUCCUGUGGAUGCCUACAAGUACUUUGAGUAUAACUAUCAGACGAAGUGGUUGAAGCACCGCUAUCUCUCCGAACACAUCGUCCUCGAUGACAUUCCACGCCAGGAUGGCUACUCACUCCCCAACCCACGGCAGACAGGAGAGGACGAGGGUCAUCGUGGCCACUAUAUGGUAAGAUUGAGGAUGGCCAGGGCCGCUGACGAAGGAGUC